AGAUCAAGCAUGGCAGCCUUGCCACCUCGCAAAAAUGCAACCCCAACAAAAAUAAUGAAAACUAACCUCUCCCCGUUGCAAAUUCUUUUGCAAAUGGGGUUUCCCAAAAAUAGAGCCGAAAAGGCUCUAGCAGCUACAGGCAAUCGUGGUGUUCAGUUAGCCUCUGACUGGUUGCUGGCCCACGUGAAUGAUUCCCUGCUUGAUGACAUCAACCCCAGAGAGUACAUCCUGUAUCUGUGCCCAACUGGUCCACUCUUGGAAGAGCUCGAGGCUUUCUGGGAAAAAUCGCUCCUCGAGUGUGGCUGGAACGGAGCCCACAAUUUCAUGCCACACAUUACUCUAGUUUCGUUCUUUAAGGUUCACGAUGAAAGUGCGCCUGAGGUAGUUCAAAUCCUCAGAGACUUGGUUGCUCAACAUCCUAUGCUCCAAAUUGGCAAUAAAAUGAAGCUCGAGUCCUACACAUCACAAAACUUCAUGGGCUUUUUUGUUGCUGAGGAAGCAGCCAAUAAGUUGAAGCGACUGGCUAUGCAAUUUGUCCAAGAAGUUUCCAGUACAGCUGUGUUUGUGGAGCCACACGUCAAGUCCCUUCACUUAACACUUGCAUACCAAUUUCAAUCAACUCAAUUUAACGGGCUUCAAGAGUUAGUAGAAGACCUGACGCCCACUUUGCCAGCCUGUUGGGAACUUCGACUCUAUUCUAGAGACCCCAGAAUUGCUGGUCACCAGGUACACAAAGUUCUCUAUUCACAUAUACCCAGAGAACCGGAUGAAUUGGAAUUACGGAUAGGUGACUACAUUUACUUGAGUAGUGAAAAUAUAGCAACAACAACUGACGGUUGGGUCGAAGGUGUUUCUUGGCUGACAGGUUGCAGUGGGUUCUUGCCAUUGAACUACACGGAGAGAACAGCUGAAUCGGAUGCUUGGACGUUACACAGGUCUAUAGCAUUGUACGACUCUAAGGAGUUGGUUGAUUCUGAGAUGGACAUUUCUAUGCCUAAAAGACUGAACCCUAAGAACAAUGAUACUUCGCUCAAUGAAUUAAACGAAUUAGACAAGAGAAUCGAAGCACUCAAACUAGAGAAAAAUUUAUAUGAAAAUGUAGACGUUAAUGGCAAGCCAGCUGCAGUUAACAACAACACGGAGAAUGGAUGUCCAUUGGAUACAGGUCCCCGACAGAUAUAUAUUUCUAGACAUGGGGAGAGAGUAGACUUCACAUUUGGUACCUGGAUUCCUUAUUGCUUUGACGACGAUGGCUGCUACCUGAGGAAGGACUUGAAUAUGCCUCUGAGUGUUCCUAAAAGACAAGGUGGACCUCAAAGCUUUUCCAAAGACUGUCCUCUGACUAGAGUGGGCGAACUGCAAGCUGCAUUAGUUGGUGAAGCCAUGAAAGAGGCAAAUGUUGAGAUUCACCAUGUCUUUUGCUCGCCUUCCCUCCGGUGUAUUCAGACUUGCACAGGAAUUCUAGAUGGACUAGGAAAAACAUCUUUAAAAAUCAACGUCGAACCUGGCCUAUUUGAGUGGCUUGGUUGGUACCCCGAGACAAUGCCCGAAUGGCUUACCUACAAAGAACUGACGGAAGCAGGCUUCCGUAUCAACCCAAACUACAAACCCAUUGUUUCUUUUGAAGAGCUCUCAGAGAAUAGAGAGAGUUGUGAGCAAUUUUACAUCAGAAGUUUCUACCUUACUCAAAAUGUGAUCAAGAACACAGCAGAUAUGGGUGGCAAUGUGCUUCUUGUUGGCCAUGCAGCAACUUUGGAUACAUGCACAAGACAAAUCUUAGGAGGCUCCCCACUGACAAGUCAGGAAAUGAGAGGACUAAUACAGAAAAUCCCAUACUGUAGCACAGCUCUAUUGGAGCAAGAGGACGACAACCAAUGGCGACUGAAAGACACACCAUUCCCCCCAGUCACACAUUCAAGUAACAUAAGAUUUGACUGGCGAAUAAUGCAGAGCAAAUAGUUAAAAAAUGAAAACCCUGUUUUAAGGGCAACCAAAUAUAGAUACCACAGAACCAAACCAAACAGAAUGAAUCGGGUAACGAAAGGCUAGCCUUUUAGAUAAUUGUAGCUUUUUUUCUCUUAUGAUGUUUCUGUUACUUAAAAAGUAUUGCAGAGCUAUACUUGAAUUAUUUUAUUUAUCCGCUUAUAUCGUAAUUAUUAUAUCAACUAUUACAUAAUUGUUAAAAUAAAAAUAAUAAAAAUCAACUAUUUAAUGUUCAAAAAAAU
This is a messenger RNA of Neocloeon triangulifer, 2225 nucleotides long. It is a transcript of the gene Epp, whose product is annotated as ecdysteroid-phosphate phosphatase. The transcript has 11 exons. The record is from RefSeq and is a predicted model, not a curated record. Lineage: Eukaryota; Metazoa; Arthropoda; Insecta; Ephemeroptera; Baetidae. The coding region runs from base 10 to 1959 and encodes 649 amino acids. Gene Ontology annotation, molecular function: protein binding.